UGCUUAAAGUUAUUUUUUAGUAGAUGUUCAAGUUUCGGUGCACUCAGUUCGUUUAGAGUUAUACAUAUAAUUUAUUAAAUUUAGUUUGGAAAAAUAAUAAUAAGCGAAAUGAAAUUAUUGCUCAUUUUGUUAGGCGCCUUAUUGGCUGUUCUCACAAUUAAGCGCACGUCGGCUGUUCAAGGCAGCAAUCAUUUAAUUUGUUACUAUGAUGGUAGCUCAUAUACCAGAGAAGGUUUGGCUAAGCUAACCUUAAACGAUUUAGAACCAGCGUUGCAAUUUUGUACUCAUCUUGUUUAUGGUCACGCUGCUAUUAAUCCGUCUAGUAAUAAAUUGGUUAGCAAUAAUGAGAAACUGGAUUUGGAUGUCGGCACCGGUUUAUAUCGCACCAUAACUGGUAUGAAAAAGAAAUACCCACAUCUCAAGGUCUUAUUAAGCGUCGGCGGCGAUAAAGAUGAAGUCGAUGCCGACAACAACAAAUAUUUGACUCUACUAGAGUCAAGCAAUGCUCGUAUACCGUUUAUUAAUAGCGCUCAUUCUAUGGUCAAGACGUACGGAUUUGAUGGCUUGGAAUUAGGUUGGCAAUUCCCAAAAAAUAAACCGAAAAAAGUUCACGGUUCAAUUGGUAAAUUAUGGAAAGGUUUUAAAAAAAUCUUUACCGGCGAUUUUAUAGUCGAUGAAAAAGCUGAAGAACAUAAAGAAGAAUUCACGGCUUUGGUGCGUGAAUUGAAGAAUGCUUUACGCCCAGAUGGUUACGUAUUGGGUUUAGCGGUAUUACCGAAUGUUAAUUCGUCACUUUUCUAUGAUGUGCCUGCUAUUGUUAAUAACUUAGAUUAUGUUAAUCUUAUGGCUUACGAUUUCCAAACACCGCAACGCAAUCCUGAAGUAGCCGAUUUUCCAGCUCCUAUUUACGAACUAAAUGAACGUAAUCCUGAAUCUAAUGUCAACUACCAAGUACAAUACUGGUUGCAAAAUCACUGUCCCGCCUCAAAGAUAAAUGUCGGUAUUGCUAGCUACGGCCGUGCUUGGAAAAUGACUACAGAUUCCGGUCUUACUGGUCUGCCACCCGUAGCCGAUGCUGAUGGGCCUGCCGCUGGUGGCUUACAAACACAAACCGACGGCCUAUUGAGUUGGCCCGAAGUUUGCGCUAAACUACCUAAUCCAGCCAAUCAACAUUUAAAAGGCGCUGAUUCUCCUUUACGCAAGGUGGGCGACCCCACUAAACGUUUCGGUAACUAUGCUUAUCGUUCAACCGAUGAUAAAGGUGAAAAUGGCAUUUGGGUUGGUUACGAAGAUCCCGAUACAGCUGCCAAUAAAGCUGCUUAUGUCAAGACUAAAGGUUUAGGUGGGGUUGCUUUAGUCGAUUUAUCAUUCGAUGAUUUUCGCGGUGCAUGUACAGGAGAUAAAUAUCCUAUUCUCCGUGCUAUUAAAUUCAAAUUUCAAUAAACAUUAGAAUUUCAUUAAAUUUUUAUAUAAUUCAUUGCUAAAGUCUACCAUAUGUAAAUUCUGAGAAAUAAAUCGGAGAAUUUUGUUAAUUAUU
Glossina fuscipes is the source of this 1537-nucleotide messenger RNA. RefSeq names its product chitinase-like protein Idgf4 (gene Idgf4). Gene Ontology annotation, molecular function: chitin binding. Gene Ontology annotation, cellular component: extracellular region. The record is from RefSeq and is a predicted model, not a curated record. Gene Ontology annotation, biological process: chitin catabolic process; carbohydrate metabolic process. The transcript has 3 exons. Bases 109 to 1443 code for a protein of 444 amino acids. NCBI's taxonomy places the organism in Eukaryota, Metazoa, Arthropoda, Insecta, Diptera, Glossinidae.